Messenger RNA from Rhipicephalus sanguineus (brown dog tick), 605 nucleotides. It is a transcript of the gene Lamtor3, whose product is annotated as ragulator complex protein LAMTOR3. Gene Ontology annotation, biological process: positive regulation of TOR signaling; cellular response to amino acid stimulus. Bases 10 to 471 code for a protein of 153 amino acids. The transcript is spliced from 7 exons. The record is from RefSeq and is a predicted model, not a curated record. Gene Ontology annotation, cellular component: Ragulator complex. NCBI's taxonomy places the organism in Eukaryota, Metazoa, Arthropoda, Arachnida, Ixodida, Ixodidae.
GUAUUUCAAAUGAACACGCACUGUGUAUUUGCAUUAGCCGCUAGUAUGCGUCGCGUCUGUGGGGUGGCGCGCCGGGUGCCAUCCGAUGUAAACACCAUGGCCGAUGAGUUGAAGAAGCACCUCAUCCAGCUCAUAUCCAGGGUCCAAGGUCUCCAGGCUAUUGUAUUCACAGACCGAGACGGUGUGCCUCUAAUAAAAGCUGCGACAGAUGGAGCACCUGAGCAUGCCUUGAGGCCCAGCUUUCUGGCAACAGUGGGCAUGGCCAUGUCCCAAGGUAACAAGCUUGGCCUGGGCAAGUGCAACAAGAUGAUUUCCUCUUAUGGCAACUAUCAGGUGGUGAGCUUCAACAGGCAUCCUGUGACCAUCACACUUGUUGCAAGCAGUUCAGCUAAUACCGGCAUGAUACUGAACCUUGAAGAGGAGCUAAAUACAGUUUCGCAAACACUGAGGAGCGUUGUUGAAGCUUCUUAAGCAUUAUAUAUAGGCAAAACGCUCCCAUCGUUGGUGUCAGUUUGGAUUGGCUGCACUGUCAUGCUUUAUUACGAUUUAUUAUGCGUUAUUGCUAAUAAAUAUCUUUGGCAGAACUUUUAAUAUUUCAGCAAAUC